AUGGGAUCCUGUGCAACAUCAUCGACCAAGACACACCGCUUUCUUUCACAGAGGCAGAGAGUAGCGCAAACGUCUUCCGCGUUAAGCCCCGUCAUCUUUUUUUUCAGCAUGCCACUACUCACUGUGUUCCUCGCUCUUUUGGCAGCGCCUGCAGCCACGCAGGAGCCUCCUACUAAGUUCCAGGUUGAUCUCGUCUUCCCCCGAAAUGAGACAUACGUUCGAACCGCCUUUUUCCCCGUUGUAUAUGCUGUCCGGAAUUUUCAACUCGCCGACUCCCUGAACCUUGAGAUCUGGGGCGUUCUAGAGACAGACGGAAGUCGAAACUUCCAGGAAGGUGCAAGCGAUGAUUACACUCUGUGGCUCUUCCCUACAGGGUAUCUUGGGUUCAGUUUCGGGGGCGAGUCCCCAGAUGCUGAUCCCCUAUUCUUUAUCGAAUCGACGAAUUACCUUACCAACGGCACCGAUACGCACUUCCACGUCGAGUGGGAUGCGUCUCUUGACAAUUAUACCGACAGAUGGAUCUCGGGAAAGCAACGUCUCGAGUUCAGCAUCGCUCCGGAUGGGAAGGUGCCGGACAUCGCCGAAGCCAUCAGGAGCUGCGGUUACAAGUCCGUGGCCGUUGAUAUCCCCAAUGCCGAAGACUCUGUGAACAGACAUAGAGUCUUGAAGGACAUCGAACCGACAGACCAAUGUGGUACGCUGACUGACUACGCUGAUGAGGUGGCGGCAAAUGCAUCGAAGCUUUCACCUCCUGCGACAAUUGACGAAAGGCUACUUUCUCCAGCACCAGCCGUUAUCGCACCCAUAAUCGUAAUCCCAACCACUGCCACGACCCUGCCCUACGGGGCAGACCUCCCUUUUGUCGAAAAGGCUCUCUUCCCUUUUAGCGAGACUCUCAAGGCUGACUUUCUUCCCGACGGAGCUGUCAAGAUUUUCGUCGAUUUCGGCACCGUUCCUGAGAGGGCUGCCGAUGCCAAGCUCGGAGGGGUGCUUCUUGCAUUUUCGAAGUGCAGCCGUAUCCGUACCCUCUGGGAGGUCUUUGAGGUCCCAUUCCAUGACACCAAGGGCACCGCAUUCAGCUUCAACGGCGGCACGGUCAGCGCCAAUGGGUGUGCAAAGUGCUGGAGUGGCAAUCAAGCCAAGGAGGGAAACGAGAAGCUUCAUGGUGUAGAACUGCUCUGUUUGGAACUAUGGAUGAACUGA
Scedosporium apiospermum is the source of this 1203-nucleotide messenger RNA. RefSeq lists its product as uncharacterized. Lineage: Eukaryota; Fungi; Ascomycota; Sordariomycetes; Microascales; Microascaceae. The record is from RefSeq and is a predicted model, not a curated record. Bases 1 to 1203 code for a protein of 400 amino acids. The transcript is spliced from 3 exons.